Penicillium verrucosum is the source of this 267-nucleotide messenger RNA. RefSeq lists its product as uncharacterized. The transcript has 2 exons. The record is from RefSeq and is a predicted model, not a curated record. NCBI's taxonomy places the organism in Eukaryota, Fungi, Ascomycota, Eurotiomycetes, Eurotiales, Aspergillaceae. The coding region runs from base 1 to 267 and encodes 88 amino acids.
AUGGUCCACGUUGGAAAAAAGAUGCCAAAAUGCCGGGACAUGCCCAUCGGCUCUGCACGAAACUCAUGGUCGCAGAUCUCCCGGGUGAGAAAGAUAACCAACCUUCCACGAAACGCCAUUCCCGAGGACGAUCGUGAGCGCCAACCGCGAGCCUCACCGAAGCCACCAACGGCAAGAGCCGAUGUAGGCGUCACUAAGGCGUUCAAGACCAGCCAGGUGGAUCCUUGCGCGCUGUCACAUCUGGACCGUAGGAGCCGCCUUGCAUGA